GUGAAAAGGAUCAUGUGGUCUAAAUGCGUGAAACCUGAGCUUCCCUGGCACGGUAAGGCUGCCAGCACUAUGAGAAGGUAUUUUAGGAAGACGUCACCAGUUAAGACAGCCGUGCACACUGAAGAGGAGCCUCACAUCAGAGCCACCCAGGCAGACUGGAAUGAGGGAAAACCCAGCCAGUCACAGGCCAAACACCAUGAGGCACCCGUCUGGGCCCAAAGAGCCAAGGAGCAAAUGAAAAGUGCAUUGAAGCCCCUGGAAUCUCCAGCUAAUAAGGAGCCAACCUUAACAACUGCACCACAAACACCAGAGUAGCAACAGGGCAGGAUGGUUUAAUGUACUUGAGAACCAACCCAGGACAAAGUCAGCCCGGCAGAGUGUGAGGGCCCGACAUAUGACACUAGAUGACAUCAGUCUAUUUUAUUUUCUUGAGAAUCUACACGCUCAGCAAGUUGAAACAAUUGAGGAUAUUGUGACCUGCUUAAUAGGCGAAAUCUACUACGAUAAGACAGGUACCCAACCAGACACCCCCAUUCCUGGCCUGAGUGAAACAGCUUUGGACCUCAUUGAUAAUGUGGUUGAUGAGCUAAAGAACACCCCAAGUGACCUGUUUGGUUUACAUACCGAUGAGCCUCUGGUCCUCCCAUCUAGUUAUAAACGUCAGGUGGCCAAGAGUGUUCACAAAGAAUUGCUUUCCUGCACUGGUUCCCAAGAAAGCUUAUGGAAGGCUGUAUCCUCAGGCCACAUGGUGAAAGAGAUUGCCAGCUCAAUCUCUCUGGAGGUGUCCAAAGUAACCAGCAAGAUUGGGGCUAUCUAUCACACCAAUAGUGUCAAUCACACUGAUAGUCCAAUCUCACCCGGCCCCAGAACGGACACAAAUGUUUCUUGGGUGUCCUGUGCAGCCUCAGACAUCUCUGAAGAUCUUGUCCUCAGAAUCCUAGACUUCAUAUCAUACUGUCGGUCACCAGACAGCACCUGGAAUGGGCCACAGAGCCGAUGCUCCACUGACAUGACCGGAGAUCUCAUGGAUGCAGUCAUGGUGGAGCUCUUCACUAACACAGCCAUGCUGACGACUCCAGAAGAUGACCACCAGCAACAAUGGUGCAAACCCUCCCUUACAGAUCUGGAGAAAGCUGCCAGAUUAGUGUAUGAGAAGAUGGUGAGGGAAACUGGCUCAGCUGAGGCAUUGCAAGACGCUCUCAAGCUCAGAAGGAAGCUUGCAGUCACAGCACUGGCUGAUGUAGUGGCAAAGCAAGUGUACAAGCUCUUCCCAGAACAGGAGUCAGACUCCACAUAUCUCCCAGCCCAAACCAGCCACAAAGAUGACUGCCCUGUUACGAGCCACAGUAACAGACAGCUCACACCUGAGCUUGCUGCUGUUCAAUCUGCCAGUGAGUGCAUAGUGAACUGCAAGGCUGUGUGGGAGAUCAUCUCCAGACUGCUGCAGGAGAUUUCUCCUAACGUGCCCAUGGAAGAGAAGCGCCACCUUUAUGCUCAGGAUCUUUUUCAUUGUGCUAUAAAUCAACUGUCUGAGUCUCCAGGGGUAAGAGUAUGUGCUGAUGAGACUAUCUGUGAUGUCUGCCGCCAUCCACAGGUCAUUGAGUAAAUCCGCGGCCGUGUUCUGGAGUGCCUGCAAUUUCAGAUGAACCUCAUGGGCUACAACUUAAGCUCUGCCCUGGAUGCCCAAGAUGAGGCUCUCAGCUACUUCAUUGUUGCUCAUCUUGUGCAAGAGACUCUGCUGUUGAUCUCAAGUCAAACCAAUGGCAGCUCCCCUGAAGUAGACUCAGGUUCCCACCAUCAACCUGAGAGUCAAACACCACUAUAUGUAGUGAGUAGCAAAGUAAAUUAUGAAGAAUGGCCCACGUGGCAUUCAAACAUCACUUUAUCAAAGGGCCUUUCCACCAUUUCUGCAACCAAGGGCUUGUCACCAAGGGCUUGCCUUUCCACUGUUUCUGCAACAAAGGGCCUAUCACAGAUGCCAGGUCAAACAUACACUGGCAGAAGGGGGCCCACAGUCCUGAGUGUGAAAAUAAAAAAGGUACAGUAGGUGCUUAUGCAGUAACAGAUUGGAAAUCCCCCAAACUCAGGCAAAUUCAAAUAUCAAUUUUAAUGUUUGACUUAAAAUGUCAUACACAUUAUUUUAUGCAGUUUUGUAGACAUUCUUUCACAGCUGAAGGAUUUAACCAUGCAUUUAUAUGUCAAUACAGCACUCACACAGAGGAAUUCAUAUCACACCGUCAGAAAGGAUAAUUCGGUUGAAGGAAAUGCAGAGGGAGUCAUCUUCUGAGGUCUCAUCAGGUUUGAACCAUGCAUUUGCGUUCAACAAGUGUACCUCUACUUCUUAAGGAAUUAUACUCUGGUAAAUUGUUGUGGAAAGUCCGUGUUGCCCAGCGACAGCCCCAAAACAUCACUGCUCUAGAGGAGAUCUGCAUGGAGGAAUGGGACAAAAUACCAGCAACAGUGUGUGAAAACCUUGUGAAGACUUACAGAAAACGUUUGACCUGUGUCAUUGCCAACAAAGGGUAUAUAACAAAGUAUUGAGAAACUUUUGUUAUUGACCAAAUACUUAUUUUCCACCAUAAUUUGCAAAUAAAUUCAUUAAAAAUCCUACACUGUGAUUUUCUGGACACGUCUGGCACUGCAGGAUUUGAGUCCCUGGCGGCGUAGUGUGUUACAGAUGGUAGGCUUUGUUACUUUGGUCCCAGCUCUCUGCAGGUCAUUCACUAGGUCCCCCCGUGUGGUUCUGGGAUUUUUGCUCACCGUUCUUGUGAUCAUUUUGACCCCACGGGGUGAGAUCUUGCGUGGAGCCCCAGAUCGAGGGAGAUUAUCAGUGGUCUUGUAUGUCUUCCAUUUCCUAAUAAUUGCUUCCACAGUUGAUUUCUUCAAACCAAGCUGCUUACCUAUUGCAGAUUCAGUCUUCCCAGCCUGGUGCAGGUCUACAAUUUUGUUUCUGGUGUCCUUUGACAGCUCUUUGGUCUUGGCCAUAGUGGAGUUUGGAGUGUGACUGUUUGAGGUUGUGGACAGGUGUCUUUUAUACUGAUAACAAGUUCAAACAGGUGCCAUUAAUACAGGUAACGAGUGGAGGACAGAGGAGCCUCUUAAAGAAGAAGUUACAGGUCUGUGAGAGCCAGAAAUCUUGCUUGUUUGUAGGUGACCAAAUACUUAUUUUCCACCAUAAUUUGCAAAUAAAUUCAUUAAAAAUCCUACAAUGUGAUUUUCCGGAAUUUUUUUCCUCAAUUUGUCUGUCAUAGUUGACGUGUACCUAUGAUGAAAAUUACAGGCCUCUCUCAUCUUUUUAAGUGGGAGAACUUGCACAAUUGGUGGCUGACUAAAUACUUUUUUCCCCCAUUGUAUUUCUGUACUUAACAUUUGCUAAAAGAAUUCUAAACAUGUUUUCACUUUGUCAUUACGGGGUAUUGUGUGUAGAUGCGUGAGGGAAAAAAAACUAUUUAAUCAAUUUCGAAUUCAGGUUGUAACACACCAAAAUGUGAAAUAAGUCAAGGGGUAUGAAUACUUUCGGAAGGCACUGUAUAUUUUUAAAUGCUAUAAAAGGAAGAGCAAUUAGUGUGACAGAAAAAAUUAUACUUAUUUUCUUAGUAGUACAGUAGCUGCCACUCAAAUUUGAUAUAUUUUUAUAUAAUUAUUACGAGAUUGUCAUGUUCGUUUAAGGACGGGUCAAACCAAGGCGCAGCGUGAAAUGCAUACAUGUUUAUUUCAAUGAUAAACACACAACCAAAACAACAUAACGUGAAGUCCUCAGGCUAAACGCAACACAAGCCUCUAAACGGAACAAGAUCCCACAACUAAUGAGUGCCAACAGGCUACUUAAGUAUGAUCAGCGACAGCUGCCUCUGAUUGGGAAUCACACCCGGCCAAACAUAGAAACACACAACAUAGAAUGCAAACAUAGAAAUACUAACAUACAGUGGGGGAGAACAAGUAUUUGAUACACUGUCGAUUUUGCAGGUUUUCCUACUUACAAAGCAUGUAGAGGUCUGUCAUUUUUAUAAUAGGUACACUUCAACUGUGAGAGACAGAAUCUAAAACAAAAAUCCAGAAAAUCACAUAGUAUGAUUUUUAAGUAAUUAAUUUGCAUUUUAUUGCAUGACAUAAGUAUUUGAUCACCUACCAACCAGUAAGACUUCCGGCUCUCACAGACCUGUUAGUUUUUCUUUAAGAAGCCCUCCUGUUCGCCACUCAUUACCUGUAUUAACUGCACCUGUUUGAACUCGUUACCUGUAUAAAAGACACCUGUCCACACACUCAAUCAAACAGACUCCAACCUCUCCACAAUGACCAAAGACCAGAGAGCUGUGUAAGGACAUCAGGGAUAAAAUUGUAGACCUGCACAAGGCUGGGAUGGGCUACAGUCCCAAAGGUGCGGACUCCGACCGCACAAACCUUACAUAACAGGGUAGGGUCCGGGUGGCCAUUCCGCCUCGGAGGCGGAUCCGGCUCCGGGCGUGAUGACCACAUUCUCUCAGCCUCCCCGUUGCGCCCCUGGUCUGGUCUGGACCUCUGCGCGCUGCUUCCCCUCUCCUUCCUCCCACGAUGUACCAAGCCCUGUCUGGACCCUGGUAUGGGAGACCCCGAACCUGGAGAGGGGCUGACGUCUGGGUCUGGACUGGAGCCGCUGACCAGAGCUGGACUUGGCACCGGUGGAGCGGACUGCUCUGGCUCCGGAGUGGAGCUGCUGACCGGAGCUGAACUUGGCACCGGUGGAGCGGACUGCUCUAGCUCCGGAGUGGAGCAGCUGACCGGAGCUGGACUAGACCCCGGUGGAGCGGACUGCUCUGGCUCCGGAGUGGAGCAGCUGACCGGAGUUGGAUCAGGCACCGGUGGAGCGGACUGCUCUGGCUCCGGAGUGGAGCCGCUGACCGGAGCUGGACUAGGUACCGGUGGAGCGGACUACUCUAGCUCCGGAGUGGAGCAGCUGACCGGAGCUGGACUGGUCCCCAGUGGAGCGGACUGCUCUGGCUCCGGAGUGGAGCAGCUGACCGGAGCUGGAUCAGGCACCGGUGGAGCGGACUGCUCUGGCUCCGGAGUGGAGCAGCUGACCGUUGCCGGACCAGGCACCGGUGGAACAGGCACGCACUGGUUACUUCUGGAGGUGUCCAAAGUAACCAGCAAGAUUGGGGCUAUCUAUCACACCAAUAGUGUCAAUCACACUGAUAGUCCAAUCUCACCCGGCCCCAGAACGGACACGAAUGUUUCUUGGGUGUCCUGUGCAGCCUCAGACAUCUCUGAAGAUCUUGUCCUCAGAAUCCUAGACUUCAUAUCAUACUGUCGGUCACCAGACAGCACCUGGAAUGGGCCACAGAGCCGAUGCUCCACUGACAUGACCGGAGAUCUCAUGGAUGCAGUCAUGGUGGAGCUCUUCACUAACACAGCCAUGCUGGCGACUCCAGAAGAUGACCACCAGCAACAAUGGUGCAAACCCUCCCUUACAGAUCUGGAGAAAGCUGCCAGAUUAGUGUAUGAGAAGAUGGUGAGGGAAACUGGCUCAGCUGAGGCAUUGCAAGACGCUCUCAAGCUCAGAAGGAAGCUUGCAGUCACAGCACUGGCUGAUGUAGUGGCAAAGCAAGUGUACAAGCUCUUCCCAGAACAGGAGUCAGACUCCACAUAUCUCCCAGCCCAAACCAGCCACAAAGAUGACUGCCCUGUUACGAGCCACAGUAACAGACAGCUCACACCUGAGCUUGCUGCUGUUCAAUCUGCCAGUGAGUGCAUAGUGAACUGCAAGGCUGUGUGGGAGAUCAUCUCCAGACUGCUGCAGGAGAUUUCUCCUAACGUGCCCAUGGAAGAGAAGCGCCACCUUUAUGCUCAGGAUCUUUUUCAUUGUGCUAUAAAUCAACUGUCUGAGUCUCCAGGGGUAAGAGUAUGUGCUGAUGAGACUAUCUGUGAUGUCUGCCGCCAUCCACAGGUCAUUGAGUAAAUCCGCGGCCGUGUUCUGGAGUGCCUGCAAUUUCAGAUGAACCUCAUGGGCUACAACUUAAGCUCUGCCCUGGAUGCCCAAGAUGAGGCUCUCAGCUACUUCAUUGUUGCUCAUCUUGUGCAAGAGACUCUGCUGUUGAUCUCAAGUCAAACCAAUGGCAGCUCCCCUGAAGUAGACUCAGGUUCCCACCAUCAACCUGAGAGUCAAACACCACUAUAUGUAGUGAGUAGCAAAGUAAAUUAUGAAGAAUGGCCCACGUGGCAUUCAAACAUCACUUUAUCAAAGGGCCUUUCCACCAUUUCUGCAACCAAGGGCUUGUCACCAAGGGCUUGCCUUUCCACUGUUUCUGCAACAAAGGGCCUAUCACAGAUGCCAGGUCAAACAUACACUGGCAGAAGGGGGCCCACAGUCCUGAGUGUGAAAAUAAAAAAGGUACAGUAGGUGCUUAUGCAGUAACAGAUUGGAAAUCCCCCAAACUCAGGCAAAUUCAAAUAUCAAUUUUAAUGUUUGACUUAAAAUGUCAUACACAUUAUUUUAUGCAGUUUUGUAGACAUUCUUUCACAGCUGAAGGAUUUAACCAUGCAUUUAUAUGUCAAUACAGCACUCACACAGAGGAAUUCAUAUCACACCGUCAGAAAGGAUAAUUCGGUUGAAGGAAAUGCAGAGGGAGUCAUCUUCUGAGGUCUCAUCAGGUUUGAACCAUGCAUUUGCGUUCAACAAGUGUACCUCUACUUCUUAAGGAAUUAUACUCUGGUAAAUUGUUGUGGAAAGUCCGUGUUGCCCAGCGACAGCCCCAAAACAUCACUGCUCUAGAGGAGAUCUGCAUGGAGGAAUGGGACAAAAUACCAGCAACAGUGUGUGAAAACCUUGUGAAGACUUACAGAAAACGUUUGACCUGUGUCAUUGCCAACAAAGGGUAUAUAACAAAGUAUUGAGAAACUUUUGUUAUUGACCAAAUACUUAUUUUCCACCAUAAUUUGCAAAUAAAUUCAUUAAAAAUCCUACACUGUGAUUUUCUGGACACGUCUGGCACUGCAGGAUUUGAGUCCCUGGCGGCGUAGUGUGUUACAGAUGGUAGGCUUUGUUACUUUGGUCCCAGCUCUCUGCAGGUCAUUCACUAGGUCCCCCCGUGUGGUUCUGGGAUUUUUGCUCACCGUUCUUGUGAUCAUUUUGACCCCACGGGGUGAGAUCUUGCGUGGAGCCCCAGAUCGAGGGAGAUUAUCAGUGGUCUUGUAUGUCUUCCAUUUCCUAAUAAUUGCUUCCACAGUUGAUUUCUUCAAACCAAGCUGCUUACCUAUUGCAGAUUCAGUCUUCCCAGCCUGGUGCAGGUCUACAAUUUUGUUUCUGGUGUCCUUUGACAGCUCUUUGGUCUUGGCCAUAGUGGAGUUUGGAGUGUGACUGUUUGAGGUUGUGGACAGGUGUCUUUUAUACUGAUAACAAGUUCAAACAGGUGCCAUUAAUACAGGUAACGAGUGGAGGACAGAGGAGCCUCUUAAAGAAGAAGUUACAGGUCUGUGAGAGCCAGAAAUCUUGCUUGUUUGUAGGUGACCAAAUACUUAUUUUCCACCAUAAUUUGCAAAUAAAUUCAUUAAAAAUCCUACAAUGUGAUUUUCCGGAAUUUUUUUCCUCAAUUUGUCUGUCAUAGUUGACGUGUACCUAUGAUGAAAAUUACAGGCCUCUCUCAUCUUUUUAAGUGGGAGAACUUGCACAAUUGGUGGCUGACUAAAUACUUUUUUCCCCCAUUGUAUUUCUGUACUUAACAUUUGCUAAAAGAAUUCUAAACAUGUUUUCACUUUGUCAUUACGGGGUAUUGUGUGUAGAUGCGUGAGGGAAAAAAAAACUAUUUAAUCAAUUUCGAAUUCAGGUUGUAACACACCAAAAUGUGAAAUAAGUCAAGGGGUAUGAAUACUUUCGGAAGGCACUGUAUAUUUUUAAAUGCUAUAAAAGGAAGAGCAAUUAGUGUGACAGAAAAAAUUAUACUUAUUUUCUUAGUAGUACAGUAGCUGCCACUCAAAUUUGAUAUAUUUUUAUAUAAUUAUUACGAGAUUGUCAUGUUCGUUUAAGGACGGGUCAAACCAAGGCGCAGCGUGAAAUGCAUACAUGUUUAUUUCAAUGAUAAACACACAACCAAAACAACAUAACGUGAAGUCCUCAGGCUAAACGCAACACAAGCCUCUAAACGGAACAAGAUCCCACAACUAAUGAGUGCCAACAGGCUACUUAAGUAUGAUCAGCGACAGCUGCCUCUGAUUGGGAAUCACACCCGGCCAAACAUAGAAACACACAACAUAGAAUGCAAACAUAGAAAUACUAACAUACAGUGGGGGAGAACAAGUAUUUGAUACACUGUCGAUUUUGCAGGUUUUCCUACUUACAAAGCAUGUAGAGGUCUGUCAUUUUUAUAAUAGGUACACUUCAACUGUGAGAGACAGAAUCUAAAACAAAAAUCCAGAAAAUCACAUAGUAUGAUUUUUAAGUAAUUAAUUUGCAUUUUAUUGCAUGACAUAAGUAUUUGAUCACCUACCAACCAGUAAGACUUCCGGCUCUCACAGACCUGUUAGUUUUUCUUUAAGAAGCCCUCCUGUUCGCCACUCAUUACCUGUAUUAACUGCACCUGUUUGAACUCGUUACCUGUAUAAAAGACACCUGUCCACACACUCAAUCAAACAGACUCCAACCUCUCCACAAUGACCAAAGACCAGAGAGCUGUGUAAGGACAUCAGGGAUAAAAUUGUAGACCUGCACAAGGCUGGGAUGGGCUACAGUCCCAAAGGUGCGGACUCCGACCGCACAAACCUUACAUAACAGGGUAGGGUCCGGGUGGCCAUUCCGCCUCGGAGGCGGAUCCGGCUCCGGGCGUGAUGACCACAUUCUCUCAGCCUCCCCGUUGCGCCCCUGGUCUGGUCUGGACCUCUGCGCGCUGCUUCCCCUCUCCUUCCUCCCACGAUGUACCAAGCCCUGUCUGGACCCUGGUAUGGGAGACCCCGAACCUGGAGAGGGGCUGACGUCUGGGUCUGGACUGGAGCCGCUGACCAGAGCUGGACUUGGCACCGGUGGAGCGGACUGCUCUGGCUCCGGAGUGGAGCUGCUGACCGGAGCUGAACUUGGCACCGGUGGAGCGGACUGCUCUAGCUCCGGAGUGGAGCAGCUGACCGGAGCUGGACUAGACCCCGGUGGAGCGGACUGCUCUGGCUCCGGAGUGGAGCAGCUGACCGGAGUUGGAUCAGGCACCGGUGGAGCGGACUGCUCUGGCUCCGGAGUGGAGCCGCUGACCGGAGCUGGACUAGGUACCGGUGGAGCGGACUACUCUAGCUCCGGAGUGGAGCAGCUGACCGGAGCUGGACUGGUCCCCAGUGGAGCGGACUGCUCUGGCUCCGGAGUGGAGCAGCUGACCGGAGCUGGAUCAGGCACCGGUGGAGCGGACUGCUCUGGCUCCGGAGUGGAGCAGCUGACCGUUGCCGGACCAGGCACCGGUGGAACAGGCACGCACUGGUUACUUCUGGAGGUGUCCAAAGUAACCAGCAAGAUUGGGGCUAUCUAUCACACCAAUAGUGUCAAUCACACUGAUAGUCCAAUCUCACCCGGCCCCAGAACGGACACGAAUGUUUCUUGGGUGUCCUGUGCAGCCUCAGACAUCUCUGAAGAUCUUGUCCUCAGAAUCCUAGACUUCAUAUCAUACUGUCGGUCACCAGACAGCACCUGGAAUGGGCCACAGAGCCGAUGCUCCACUGACAUGACCGGAGAUCUCAUGGAUGCAGUCAUGGUGGAGCUCUUCACUAACACAGCCAUGCUGGCGACUCCAGAAGAUGACCACCAGCAACAAUGGUGCAAACCCUCCCUUACAGAUCUGGAGAAAGCUGCCAGAUUAGUGUAUGAGAAGAUGGUGAGGGAAACUGGCUCAGCUGAGGCAUUGCAAGACGCUCUCAAGCUCAGAAGGAAGCUUGCAGUCACAGCACUGGCUGAUGUAGUGGCAAAGCAAGUGUACAAGCUCUUCCCAGAACAGGAGUCAGACUCCACAUAUCUCCCAGCCCAAACCAGCCACAAAGAUGACUGCCCUGUUACGAGCCACAGUAACAGACAGCUCACACCUGAGCUUGCUGCUGUUCAAUCUGCCAGUGAGUGCAUAGUGAACUGCAAGGCUGUGUGGGAGAUCAUCUCCAGACUGCUGCAGGAGAUUUCUCCUAACGUGCCCAUGGAAGAGAAGCGCCACCUUUAUGCUCAGGAUCUUUUUCAUUGUGCUAUAAAUCAACUGUCUGAGUCUCCAGGGGUAAGAGUAUGUGCUGAUGAGACUAUCUGUGAUGUCUGCCGCCAUCCACAGGUCAUUGAGUAAAUCCGCGGCCGUGUUCUGGAGUGCCUGCAAUUUCAGAUGAACCUCAUGGGCUACAACUUAAGCUCUGCCCUGGAUGCCCAAGAUGAGGCUCUCAGCUACUUCAUUGUUGCUCAUCUUGUGCAAGAGACUCUGCUGUUGAUCUCAAGUCAAACCAAUGGCAGCUCCCCUGAAGUAGACUCAGGUUCCCACCAUCAACCUGAGAGUCAAACACCACUAUAUGUAGUGAGUAGCAAAGUAAAUUAUGAAGAAUGGCCCACGUGGCAUUCAAACAUCACUUUAUCAAAGGGCCUUUCCACCAUUUCUGCAACCAAGGGCUUGUCACCAAGGGCUUGCCUUUCCACUGUUUCUGCAACAAAGGGCCUAUCACAGAUGCCAGGUCAAACAUACACUGGCAGAAGGGGGCCCACAGUCCUGAGUGUGAAAAUAAAAAAGGUACAGUAGGUGCUUAUGCAGUAACAGAUUGGAAAUCCCCCAAACUCAGGCAAAUUCAAAUAUCAAUUUUAAUGUUUGACUUAAAAUGUCAUACACAUUAUUUUAUGCAGUUUUGUAGACAUUCUUUCACAGCUGAAGGAUUUAACCAUGCAUUUAUAUGUCAAUACAGCACUCACACAGAGGAAUUCAUAUCACACCGUCAGAAAGGAUAAUUCGGUUGAAGGAAAUGCAGAGGGAGUCAUCUUCUGAGGUCUCAUCAGGUUUGAACCAUGCAUUUGCGUUCAACAAGUGUACCUCUACUUCUUAAGGAAUUAUACUCUGGUAAAUUGUUGUGGAAAGUCCGUGUUGCCCAGCGACAGCCCCAAAACAUCACUGCUCUAGAGGAGAUCUGCAUGGAGGAAUGGGACAAAAUACCAGCAACAGUGUGUGAAAACCUUGUGAAGACUUACAGAAAACGUUUGACCUGUGUCAUUGCCAACAAAGGGUAUAUAACAAAGUAUUGAGAAACUUUUGUUAUUGACCAAAUACUUAUUUUCCACCAUAAUUUGCAAAUAAAUUCAUUAAAAAUCCUACACUGUGAUUUUCUGGACACGUCUGGCACUGCAGGAUUUGAGUCCCUGGCGGCGUAGUGUGUUACAGAUGGUAGGCUUUGUUACUUUGGUCCCAGCUCUCUGCAGGUCAUUCACUAGGUCCCCCCGUGUGGUUCUGGGAUUUUUGCUCACCGUUCUUGUGAUCAUUUUGACCCCACGGGGUGAGAUCUUGCGUGGAGCCCCAGAUCGAGGGAGAUUAUCAGUGGUCUUGUAUGUCUUCCAUUUCCUAAUAAUUGCUUCCACAGUUGAUUUCUUCAAACCAAGCUGCUUACCUAUUGCAGAUUCAGUCUUCCCAGCCUGGUGCAGGUCUACAAUUUUGUUUCUGGUGUCCUUUGACAGCUCUUUGGUCUUGGCCAUAGUGGAGUUUGGAGUGUGACUGUUUGAGGUUGUGGACAGGUGUCUUUUAUACUGAUAACAAGUUCAAACAGGUGCCAUUAAUACAGGUAACGAGUGGAGGACAGAGGAGCCUCUUAAAGAAGAAGUUACAGGUCUGUGAGAGCCAGAAAUCUUGCUUGUUUGUAGGUGACCAAAUACUUAUUUUCCACCAUAAUUUGCAAAUAAAUUCAUUAAAAAUCCUACAAUGUGAUUUUCCGGAAUUUUUUUCCUCAAUUUGUCUGUCAUAGUUGACGUGUACCUAUGAUGAAAAUUACAGGCCUCUCUCAUCUUUUUAAGUGGGAGAACUUGCACAAUUGGUGGCUGACUAAAUACUUUUUUCCCCCAUUGUAUUUCUGUACUUAACAUUUGCUAAAAGAAUUCUAAACAUGUUUUCACUUUGUCAUUACGGGGUAUUGUGUGUAGAUGCGUGAGGGAAAAAAAAACUAUUUAAUCAAUUUCGAAUUCAGGUUGUAACACACCAAAAUGUGAAAUAAGUCAAGGGGUAUGAAUACUUUCGGAAGGCACUGUAUAUUUUUAAAUGCUAUAAAAGGAAGAGCAAUUAGUGUGACAGAAAAAAUUAUACUUAUUUUCUUAGUAGUACAGUAGCUGCCACUCAAAUUUGAUAUAUUUUUAUAUAAUUAUUACGAGAUUGUCAUGUUCGUUUAAGGACGGGUCAAACCAAGGCGCAGCGUGAAAUGCAUACAUGUUUAUUUCAAUGAUAAACACACAACCAAAACAACAUAACGUGAAGUCCUCAGGCUAAACGCAACACAAGCCUCUAAACGGAACAAGAUCCCACAACUAAUGAGUGCCAACAGGCUACUUAAGUAUGAUCAGCGACAGCUGCCUCUGAUUGGGAAUCACACCCGGCCAAACAUAGAAACACACAACAUAGAAUGCAAACAUAGAAAUACUAACAUACAGUGGGGGAGAACAAGUAUUUGAUACACUGUCGAUUUUGCAGGUUUUCCUACUUACAAAGCAUGUAGAGGUCUGUCAUUUUUAUAAUAGGUACACUUCAACUGUGAGAGACAGAAUCUAAAACAAAAAUCCAGAAAAUCACAUAGUAUGAUUUUUAAGUAAUUAAUUUGCAUUUUAUUGCAUGACAUAAGUAUUUGAUCACCUACCAACCAGUAAGACUUCCGGCUCUCACAGACCUGUUAGUUUUUCUUUAAGAAGCCCUCCUGUUCGCCACUCAUUACCUGUAUUAACUGCACCUGUUUGAACUCGUUACCUGUAUAAAAGACACCUGUCCACACACUCAAUCAAACAGACUCCAACCUCUCCACAAUGACCAAAGACCAGAGAGCUGUGUAAGGACAUCAGGGAUAAAAUUGUAGACCUGCACAAGGCUGGGAUGGGCUACAGUCCCAAAGGUGCGGACUCCGACCGCACAAACCUUACAUAACAGGGUAGGGUCCGGGUGGCCAUUCCGCCUCGGAGGCGGAUCCGGCUCCGGGCGUGAUGACCACAUUCUCUCAGCCUCCCCGUUGCGCCCCUGGUCUGGUCUGGACCUCUGCGCGCUGCUUCCCCUCUCCUUCCUCCCACGAUGUACCAAGCCCUGUCUGGACCCUGGUAUGGGAGACCCCGAACCUGGAGAGGGGCUGACGUCUGGGUCUGGACUGGAGCCGCUGACCAGAGCUGGACUUGGCACCGGUGGAGCGGACUGCUCUGGCUCCGGAGUGGAGCUGCUGACCGGAGCUGAACUUGGCACCGGUGGAGCGGACUGCUCUAGCUCCGGAGUGGAGCAGCUGACCGGAGCUGGACUAGACCCCGGUGGAGCGGACUGCUCUGGCUCCGGAGUGGAGCAGCUGACCGGAGUUGGAUCAGGCACCGGUGGAGCGGACUGCUCUGGCUCCGGAGUGGAGCCGCUGACCGGAGCUGGACUAGGUACCGGUGGAGCGGACUACUCUAGCUCCGGAGUGGAGCAGCUGACCGGAGCUGGACUGGUCCCCAGUGGAGCGGACUGCUCUGGCUCCGGAGUGGAGCAGCUGACCGGAGCUGGAUCAGGCACCGGUGGAGCGGACUGCUCUGGCUCCGGAGUGGAGCAGCUGACCGUUGCCGGACCAGGCACCGGUGGAACAGGCACGCACUGGUUACUUCUGGAGGUGUCCAAAGUAACCAGCAAGAUUGGGGCUAUCUAUCACACCAAUAGUGUCAAUCACACUGAUAGUCCAAUCUCACCCGGCCCCAGAACGGACACGAAUGUUUCUUGGGUGUCCUGUGCAGCCUCAGACAUCUCUGAAGAUCUUGUCCUCAGAAUCCUAGACUUCAUAUCAUACUGUCGGUCACCAGACAGCACCUGGAAUGGGCCACAGAGCCGAUGCUCCACUGACAUGACCGGAGAUCUCAUGGAUGCAGUCAUGGUGGAGCUCUUCACUAACACAGCCAUGCUGGCGACUCCAGAAGAUGACCACCAGCAACAAUGGUGCAAACCCUCCCUUACAGAUCUGGAGAAAGCUGCCAGAUUAGUGUAUGAGAAGAUGGUGAGGGAAACUGGCUCAGCUGAGGCAUUGCAAGACGCUCUCAAGCUCAGAAGGAAGCUUGCAGUCACAGCACUGGCUGAUGUAGUGGCAAAGCAAGUGUACAAGCUCUUCCCAGAACAGGAGUCAGACUCCACAUAUCUCCCAGCCCAAACCAGCCACAAAGAUGACUGCCCUGUUACGAGCCACAGUAACAGACAGCUCACACCUGAGCUUGCUGCUGUUCAAUCUGCCAGUGAGUGCAUAGUGAACUGCAAGGCUGUGUGGGAGAUCAUCUCCAGACUGCUGCAGGAGAUUUCUCCUAACGUGCCCAUGGAAGAGAAGCGCCACCUUUAUGCUCAGGAUCUUUUUCAUUGUGCUAUAAAUCAACUGUCUGAGUCUCCAGGGGUAAGAGUAUGUGCUGAUGAGACUAUCUGUGAUGUCUGCCGCCAUCCACAGGUCAUUGAGUAAAUCCGCGGCCGUGUUCUGGAGUGCCUGCAAUUUCAGAUGAACCUCAUGGGCUACAACUUAAGCUCUGCCCUGGAUGCCCAAGAUGAGGCUCUCAGCUACUUCAUUGUUGCUCAUCUUGUGCAAGAGACUCUGCUGUUGAUCUCAAGUCAAACCAAUGGCAGCUCCCCUGAAGUAGACUCAGGUUCCCACCAUCAACCUGAGAGUCAAACACCACUAUAUGUAGUGAGUAGCAAAGUAAAUUAUGAAGAAUGGCCCACGUGGCAUUCAAACAUCACUUUAUCAAAGGGCCUUUCCACCAUUUCUGCAACCAAGGGCUUGUCACCAAGGGCUUGCCUUUCCACUGUUUCUGCAACAAAGGGCCUAUCACAGAUGCCAGGUCAAACAUACACUGGCAGAAGGGGGCCCACAGUCCUGAGUGUGAAAAUAAAAAAGGUACAGUAGGUGCUUAUGCAGUAACAGAUUGGAAAUCCCCCAAACUCAGGCAAAUUCAAAUAUCAAUUUUAAUGUUUGACUUAAAAUGUCAUACACAUUAUUUUAUGCAGUUUUGUAGACAUUCUUUCACAGCUGAAGGAUUUAACCAUGCAUUUAUAUGUCAAUACAGCACUCACACAGAGGAAUUCAUAUCACACCGUCAGAAAGGAUAAUUCGGUUGAAGGAAAUGCAGAGGGAGUCAUCUUCUGA
Coregonus sp. 'balchen' is the source of this 15276-nucleotide messenger RNA. The record is from the annotation of a GenBank genome assembly. Lineage: Eukaryota; Metazoa; Chordata; Actinopteri; Salmoniformes; Salmonidae.